Molecule: messenger RNA, 1352 nt
Organism: Corythoichthys intestinalis (scribbled pipefish)
Lineage: Eukaryota; Metazoa; Chordata; Actinopteri; Syngnathiformes; Syngnathidae
Gene: elovl6
Product: ELOVL fatty acid elongase 6
Exons: 4
Coding region: 285-1088 (267 amino acids)
Biological process (GO): very long-chain fatty acid biosynthetic process; sphingolipid biosynthetic process; fatty acid elongation, monounsaturated fatty acid
Cellular component (GO): endoplasmic reticulum membrane; endoplasmic reticulum
Molecular function (GO): fatty acid elongase activity
Source: RefSeq, a predicted model, not a curated record
UCAUCAAUUUAGCCAGUGGAGGGCGUGGAUAAGGCCGACCGGCGGCGGAGGAGGAAGAGAAGCUGCGUUCACUUCCAGUCAGUCUUUCGGGAUUCUCUUCAUCCCUCUCGCGUUACCGCGACGUCCUGACGGCGGCUAGGGCGAUGUGAGUGGCGGGCUGCGACUAAACCAGACCUCUUACUACCAAUACGUCCACAACUACGCCAUUUCACUUAGAAGUUAAGAGCCCAAGCUCCCCACGGAGAAGUUGAAAGCCAAAGCUCCCCUUCCUUCCUUUCGACAGCAUGUCGGUGUUAGCACUCCAAGAGUACGAGUUCGAGAGGCAGUUUAACGAGGAGGAGGCCAUCCGAUGGAUGCAGGAGAACUGGAAGAAGUCCUUCCUCUUCUCUGCCCUUUAUGCCGCCUGCAUCCUCGGCGGCCGCCAUGUCAUGAAGCAACGGGAGAAGUUUGAGUUGAGGAAGCCUCUCGUACUCUGGUCCCUCACACUCGCUGUUUUCAGUAUAUUUGGUGCCGUCCGCACUGGAAGUUAUAUGACAUACAUUCUCAUGACCAAAGGGCUUAAACAGUCAGUUUGCGACCAGAGCUUUUACAAUGGACCUGUCAGCAAAUUCUGGGCCUAUGCGUUUGUGCUAAGCAAAGCGCCAGAACUGGGCGACACUCUGUUCAUUGUACUGAGGAAGCAGAAGCUGAUUUUCCUGCACUGGUACCACCACAUCACAGUGCUGCUGUACUCCUGGUACUCAUACAAGGACAUGGUGGCUGGCGGGGGAUGGUUCAUGACAAUGAACUACCUGGUGCACGCCGUCAUGUACUCUUACUACGCGUUGCGGGCGGCUGGAUUCAAAGUGUCGCGAAACUUCGCCAUGUUCAUCACUCUGACGCAGAUCACCCAGAUGCUGAUGGGCUGCGUGGUCAACUAUCUUGUCUACUCCUGGAUGCAGCAGGGCCACGAGUGCCCGUCGCACAUGCACAACAUUGUAUGGUCCUCGCUUAUGUACCUCAGCUACUUCGUGCUCUUUGUUCAGUUUUUCUUGGGGGCCUACGUGGGCAAGAGCAAAACGCCCGCUACUGUGAAGAAGACUGAGUAGAAAGCGCAGAAAAAAGGGAAAAAGUGAAGACUGACGGCCGGAUAAAAAGUGGAACACGGUGAUGAAGUCGUUGCAAGAUGUUGAAAAAACUGAAGUCCCUCAUUAAGUAGUCUUAAAUCACUUGAUCAAAAAAUCUGCCACAAAAGUUGUGUGUUUACUUGACUUUUAAAACAGUACUACAUAUGAAGAUUUUUUGUUUUGUUUUGUCAGUUUGUGUGUGUUUUGUUUUUAUCUGUCAAUGCAAAUAAAAGUUGUUAAUUUUCA